This is a messenger RNA of Engraulis encrasicolus (European anchovy), 1475 nucleotides long. RefSeq names its product P2Y purinoceptor 12-like. The coding region runs from base 271 to 1422 and encodes 383 amino acids. Gene Ontology annotation, cellular component: membrane. The transcript is spliced from 7 exons. NCBI's taxonomy places the organism in Eukaryota, Metazoa, Chordata, Actinopteri, Clupeiformes, Engraulidae. The record is from RefSeq and is a predicted model, not a curated record. Gene Ontology annotation, molecular function: G protein-coupled purinergic nucleotide receptor activity. Gene Ontology annotation, biological process: negative regulation of adenylate cyclase activity; G protein-coupled receptor signaling pathway.
CACACUCUCUUGGCGACAGCUGCCGGGGACUCCACGUCAUUAGAAUACAACACACACACACACUCUCUAAGGUGUUGAAAUACACUCACAUACACACACACACUCUCUCUCUGUUGGUGGGAUACACACACAAAGCUCUGAGUAGUUGGAAUACACUUUGCACUGUUGGAAUACACAGCGUUCUGCAUCGGCUGUGCGAGCACACAUGUGACCAUGUAUACAUGAGCAUGUCUGCUGCACAGGUCUGUGUGUGUGUGUGUGCUUGGUAGUAUGAACGUGAGUGCGUUUACCGCCUCCCCCCUCUCCCUUGCCCCUCCCCCUGGUCCGCAGGUGUGUGUGCGUGAUGCCAGGGUGUCGUCCAUCUUGUUUCCUGUGCUCUACGGGCUCCUGUUUGCGGGCGGCCUUGUGCUGAACGGAAUGGCGGUCGCUGUCUUCACACACAUCAGAACGCACUCCACCUUCCUCGUCUACAUGAAGAACCUGCUGGCAGCUGAUCUCCUGAUGGUAUUGACCCUGCCGGUGCGUCUGCUAUCGGAUGCUGGCGUGGGGGGGUGGAGGCUGAGGGCCGUCCACUGCAGAUACACUGGGGUGCUCUUCUACGUCUCCAUGUACAUCAGCAUCGUCAUCAUGGGACUCAUCAGCCUGGACAGAUACCUCAAGGUGGUGCUGCCAUUUUACCGGGGUGCUCUGCGGCGCGUGCCAGUGGGCCGAGCCCUGUGUGCCGUCAUCUGGGCCACCAUGCUGUCUCUGGCCCUCCCUAACAUGGUGCUUAGCAACCAGCUGCCCAAUCAGGAGCCUCGCGGACGCCUCAAGUGCAGCAGCCUCAAGAGCCCCAGCGGCCUGCAGUGGCAUGAAGGGGUUAACUACUUCUGCCAGGUGCUGUUCUGGGGUACUCUGCUCCUCAUGGUGGUGUGCUACAGCUUCAUCAGUAAGAAAGUCUACCAGUCGUACCGCGCAUCACACAGCAACUCACGACCACAGACCAAGGCCAAGGUGUUUGUGGUGGUGGGCGUGUUCUUUGUGUGCUUCGCGCCGUUCCACUUCAACCGCGUGCCGUACACGCUGACCCAGACGCGCAGUAGCGAGAGCCGCUGCUGGGUGCAGAACAUCCUGUACGGGGUCAAAGAGGCGACCCUGUGGCUGUGCACCACCAACGUCUGUCUUGACCCACUCAUAUACGUCUACCUCUGCAGGACGUUCAGGAUCCGCCUUCUUGCCACGCUGCACCGUAAGCCACAACCCCCUAGAGGAAUGGACCAAUCGGAGACCUCCACACACCUUCAGCCACCAACCAGCACGCACAUCCAGCCGCCAGUCAACCUUAAGGACCUCCCACAAACGCCAAGCAACCAGCAGCACAUGAAGACUACCACCACGCCAGACCUACUAUUCAAUACACACACCAACAUCAACACACACUGACCGCACACACACACACACACACACCUCCACACAGUGAUCAAACACACGAACAC